AUUGCAACAAACCCUAGAUCAGAUCGGGGUUUAAUUUUAUCGUUUUUCUCGAUUUCUCAUCCGUAUUUUUCUCGCUUCCAUGGCUCUUCUUUUCUUCUGGCAGUAGGGGGGAGGAGAUGAUAUGAUGGAGGAGAAAUACGAGAAGAAGGCAAUAUAUCACGAGAAGCAGAGAUUACAGUUCUGCCUCUUGCAUGCCCUCAACAACCUUCUCCAGGACAAGGACUCAUUCACUCGAGCAUACUUGGAUGCCAUUGCCGACAAACUCAUUGUUAUUGACCCAAACAAGGAAAGCUGGACUCCGCUCUCUGUGAUCCUCAAGCCCCACCAUAACACCCUGACAGGAAACUACGACGUAAAUGUACUGAUUGCGGCACUGGAGGGGAAAGGGAAAAAGGUGGUUUGGCACGAUCGUCGUACUGCAGCUUCAUCAAUUGACCUCAGCCAAUCUGAUGAAACGUUAAUGGGUAUUGUUCUCAAUGUCCCAGUCAGAAAAUAUGGCGGGCUUUGGAAAGGCAGGCAUUGGAUUGCACUGAGGAGGAUUGAAGGGGUCUGGUAUGACUUGGACAGUGAUCUCGCUGCACCCAAACCAUUCCAACGUGAAGAAGAAGUAAAAGCAUUCUUGGAUGAUGUUAUCGGUCAAGGUGGGGAGGUGUUGAUUGUCCUGCAUGGCGAACAGUAGAUGGUUCUUGCCAUCUUGUUCCUUCAAUUGAUGGGCCAGGAGUGAAUCUCUGGAGUCGAUUGUUGUCAUCUUACAUCCUAAAUGCUGGUGAGUAUUAUUACAGUUACAGCCUAAUGGCCUUCAUGAGGAAGUUGAAAAGGGGCUACUUGAACAAUUCAAUUGCAUUGGUAUGCGUCAUUGUAUCUGCUUCAUGCCUGCUGGUUUUACUUGUUUCGAUGCUUAGACUACCAGAAAUAUCAUUAGAGAGGGGCAGAAUCCGUUCCCCAAGGUUGUUGAAAUUUGGGAAGAGACUAGAGGAGGAAGAGAGACUCGGGAAGCUCGCGGAGGUGGUGGUUGGGAUGUUACCAGACGAUCUUGCUUUCACUAUCUUCAUCCCGUCGGAGGAAGCUUUCGAACGUGAUGUGAAACUAUGGGCCAAUGACAGCCUGGUGGAACAGAAAGCAAAUGAUACGUUUGCUAUUCUCUCUCGUUUAUUGGCAUUCUCGACAGUUCCUCAGCUCUUGCCCUUUUUUGAAAUACCCUUGGAUAGGGAGAUCUCUCUGGAUUCUAUAUCUGGAUUCAGAUUAUAUGCUUUGAGGACUUCUGAUGGCACCCUUGUCGUUAACAACAUCCAAUCAGAAUGGGUUGAUCUCAGAAAAGGGAAGAUCAUCGUACAUGUAAUGAGCGGGGUGAUCAUGGAUGCUGAAUUCAAGCAAUCGUUUCGACCUGAUUAUGAUGAUGAAGAUUAAAUCUCCCAUCUGGAUGCCUGGUUUUGUCAAAUACCGGCACAGCUUGACAUAAUAACAGAAACCCUCGUGAACUCUGGCAGGUAGUACAAAAAAGAUCGGUUCUAGUUUCAUAGUGACAUCAGCAUUCAUUCAACAGACAGAUGCAUACUUUACUCUUGUUGAUAGUUUUAGGAUAUAUAUAAGAACAAAGAAAUGUUGCACAUCUUUCUUCUUCCUCUUCUUUUCCCCAAAGGACCUAUAUCCAUUUCAAAAGAUGUUGUAACAUAUUCAAGUUCCACCAAAAAAAAAUAGGGUUAUUGCAUGGCAGAUGCCUUUGAUGAUGUUCUAUUCUGUGUGGA
Magnolia sinica is the source of this 1745-nucleotide messenger RNA. Its product is annotated as josephin-like protein. Gene Ontology annotation, biological process: protein deubiquitination. NCBI's taxonomy places the organism in Eukaryota, Viridiplantae, Streptophyta, Magnoliopsida, Magnoliales, Magnoliaceae. Gene Ontology annotation, molecular function: cysteine-type deubiquitinase activity. The transcript has 2 exons. The record is from RefSeq and is a predicted model, not a curated record. The coding region runs from base 122 to 679 and encodes 185 amino acids.